AGACCGACGACGCAAACGACUUGGUUCGCUUUCCGAAACAGCUGAAAGCGAAAGCGUCGGGAUGAUGGAAAGACUCAUCGCUUCAAUUGUCUGCCUUUUCAUGAUCGCUCGUGUCGGUAGUGUACCAGUGCCAAGGGACAUCAUAUCCGGAAAAGAGUUCCUGUCCAUUCUGAUGAAGCCAGCCGGUGACGCCGGUGCACGCAGUACCUUUCCGCUUCCGGCGACGGCUGAUCAAACGCACCCCAACCGUGGGUCCCGCAAGUUUCACUACGGCCUUCUGUACGACCAUUCGGACGACGACGAAACGAUACUGCCGAUCGAGGCCCUGUUCAGCUCGCAGGAAACUAGCGGCCAUACGAGGCCAUUAAACGCAGCCCAGAACGAUCGACGCAGGCUGCCCGUCGCAUCGCGCAAUUCGAAGGCACUGACGGGUGCGACGGGCGAGACCAAGCUAACGCCCGAACCGAUGGGCGCCACCGGAUGGCAGCUAUUGGCGGAGGUGACGACGUUGGAGAGUGCGGAGGGAGCAGAGAAGGAAGAACCGUCGGAAAGUAGCGUGUUGGUGGAUCACCCUACGACAGUGAUCCCGACCGAACAGGCAAACGAAACGGAAAAAGCAAACGAACCUAGCAGCAGCCUGCUCGCCGAUCGGAGGCGAGUGGAGCUUUCGGUGGAGGACACAUCGCCUAGGAUUGCGACCGCCGAGGGCCGUGAAACCACCACCGUGAAAGACAAUUUCUCAAGCCGAUCGGUGGUCCCGCAAAGUUCCAAUUCGCACCGCAGCGAGCUGUCCGUGGAAGAGGUUGAACCUACCGACGGCAACGGGAGCCAGCCGGCGACCGAAGUAGGGACCGAGGGACCGAGCCUGGCGGAUGAGCUAGUCGCGGGGUCGCAGGCGCACACACCGUCGGCCGCCGGCUCCCAGCGGUAUCGGUUGCAGCGUCAGCAGCAAAACAAGGAACCGCUGCAGACCGUGAUCUACCACGACAAGCGGCCGGAUGGCCGUGCGGCACCGGCGAAAUCGGUGUCGUACAGCUUCCUCGGCGAAACCGCAUCGACGCUGAAGACCUGGCGUGACAUCAAUGCCGAAUAUUUGCCCGCCGUCAGCUCCAAGGGACGGAAGGGACCGGACAAGCAGAUGGGCACACUCGAGACGACGACCCCGAAGGAGGGUGUCUCGCCGCCCGGGGCCGAAGCACGGGCGGAGCCGGAGUCCUACUCGCAGCCGGCAAAGUUUUACUCCACCCCGGCGCAGUUUUACUCGGAACCGGCCAAGAUAUACUCGGAACCGGCGCAGGUGUACGGCGUCCCGGAGAGUGUCUACUCCGUGCCGGCCAAAGUGUACUCCGAGCCGGCGAAAGUGUACUCCGAGCCGGCCAAAGUGUACUCCGAGCCGGCUAAGGUGUACUCUGAGCCGGCCAAAGUUUACUCGCAACCAUCGAGCUACUGGCAGAUGGUGUACGCGGUCGAAUCGACCACGGUAGCGCCAUCUUCCGGCACGUCGACCGGUCCGGGGCUUGUGUUGUCCGGGGCGCGCGCCCAGAAAACGAAAGACGAUUGCAAGGUGACGGCGUCCUGCGACGAGCAAUCCCAACAGCAGCAGCGCCAGCGGUACGUGUUUAACGAACUGGACAAGAUCCCGUACGAUCAGCUGAAUGCCCCGGUGAAGGGUGAUGCGUACGUGAUACAGGACGUCAUCGGUCGGUUCGUACCGAAACAGCGCAUCAAAGGUCGCAAUGGUCAAGGAGCAGGAAGCCAAACAAGCGGAGCCGCCGCAACCGAAGCAAGACCCCGGACACCGCUCGCCCCAGCCGGCGUGGCCGGCGAAGACUCCAAGAUUGGCUACGUGGUCGAGGGUCGCAACUAUCGGAAGUACCGCGUCGAGGAGAAGACACCGGACGGGUUCAUCGUCGGCGAGUACGGGGUGCUGAGCCACAACGAUGGGAAUUUGCGCGGCGUCCGCUACACGGCCGACUCGGACAUCAACCCGCGCCUCAUCUACGAUACGCUACUGAAGUUUCUCUCCCUCUAAUGCACCGCGGGGGGGCGGGACUGCGGUGAGUCCUCGCUCGCCCAGCCCCUAGCCCCUAGCCGAUGCACAGUUCGUCAAGUCACGUAACACGUAACCAAAAAAGAGCUAGAAACACUAAUAGCGGUCGUCGUCCCACAAAGCACUAGGCUAGGCGCCUCGCAUGGCGCAGGCGCAGUACACUGCACCGCUGCACCCGGCUCUGCAUCCGGUCGCGGCUGCACGUUGACACGUUGAUGCCAUAUCUUCCAAAUCAAAGUUAGAUUUGCUCUGCACUAAGCAAACUAUCGAAUAACGGUCAAAGUCAUUACAUAGAACAUAGCCCGCGGUCUCUACGUAGCUGUAUUGGAGACCCGCUUGCUGUUUGCAUAGUCUUGCUACUUGGUGUCCAUUUCAAAGACUGGCGAGACUACUACACAACGGCGCACGAUAUAGGCGCUGCACGCUCCGAACACUUCCCAACACCGCGGGUGUGCGCGGAUCAGGCGCAGGGUAUGCUACCCACGCACGCAGUCGCGCCACCCCACCCCCCUUACUCCCGUCCCGUCUACGUGCCACUCACGGGCAGCCCUUUUUCUUUACGUAAAUUUUAAAUGUGAUAAUAGAGUACACAUAUUUAAAUUAAAUUAAAUUAGUUAUAAGUGCCGGCUGCGCAGCCAUGCAGCCAUGCAGCCGCAGACCGCGCGCAUCGUCAAAUCGAAUUUGGCACCCUUCGCACUCAACAAACUUCCUGGCAGCGGGCACCCCGGAACCGGGCCGUUGUUUUUGUGAAUUGCGAAACCGCUGCUGAUUUGCCGCCGGAAGUUGGACGAACGCCCUUAGUCAAUUCGGUACUACAACAGGAUGCUCCAUUUUCGUGUCAGCCAGGCGUAACUAUAGUGUGAGAAAGCUGAACAAAUGGUGCAAUGUAAUAAAGGGCGGGGCACAGUGCACCCUGGUUCCCGAAGGGGGGUUUGCAAUGAACUGGGUUUGUUGUUGUGUAAACCGCUGCGCUUUGCGCUCUAACGUCUGCGAGAAGAAAGAGAAAAGUUGAAGCAUCAAAGGUGAAAAGAAAUACAUUAGCAGGAGCCAUAAUAUUUGGUCCCCAGCUUUCACGGUC
Messenger RNA from Anopheles cruzii, 3128 nucleotides. RefSeq lists its product as uncharacterized. The coding region runs from base 62 to 2032 and encodes 656 amino acids. The transcript has 4 exons. Lineage: Eukaryota; Metazoa; Arthropoda; Insecta; Diptera; Culicidae. The record is from RefSeq and is a predicted model, not a curated record.